Molecule: messenger RNA, 531 nt
Organism: Ilyonectria robusta
Lineage: Eukaryota; Fungi; Ascomycota; Sordariomycetes; Hypocreales; Nectriaceae
Product: prenylated rab acceptor 1
Exons: 1
Coding region: 1-531 (176 amino acids)
Cellular component (GO): Golgi apparatus
Source: RefSeq, a predicted model, not a curated record
AUGGCUCGCAUCCAGAUCCCCUUGGACGCCCUCACGUCCCGCCUGAACCUCGGCGAACGUUUCCAGGGCCUCCGCGCCGGUCCCCUCAGCGGUCGCUUCUCCAACCUGCGACCCGUCUCCGAGUUCUUCGACUUCAAGCGUGUCUCCAAGCCCGCCAACUUUGCUGAGGCUCAGUCCCGUGUCAACUACAACCUGAGCCACUUCUCCAGCAACUACGCUGUCGUCUUUGUCAUGCUCAGCAUCUAUGCUCUGCUCACAAACUGGCUACUCAUGUUCGACAUCAUCUUCGUCGUUGCCGGCCUGUUCAUCAUUGGCCGCCUCGAAGGACGCGAUCUCGAAAUCGGCACGUUCCGUGCUACUACAUCCCAGCUUUAUACUGGAAUCAUCGUCAUCUCCGUACCCUUGGGUCUGAUUGCUUCGCCUUUCUCGACCCUGCUAUGGCUGAUUGGCGCUUCUGGCGUGACCAUUCUCGGUCACGCCGCUCUAAUGGACAAGCCCAUCGAUGAGGCUUUUUCCGGGGAGGCGGUCUAG